AUGGCUUCCGAAAACUUGAAUGGCAGUGAGCUUCUCGCCGGGUCGUUGUUCAAUGUCAACGGCCUCGUUGCGCUAGUUACAGGCGGAGGUUCAGGCAUUGGACUCAUGAUCACCAAAGUCCUUGUUCAAAAUGGUGCCACGGUUUACAUCGCAGGCCGAAGAAAGCACAUGUUGGACGAGGUGGCCAACUCACUUGGCCCAAAUGUGAUUCCAGUGCAAUGCGAUGUCACCUCCAAGUCGGCACUUCAAGAGGCCGCCUCAUUUAUCGAGAAAGAUACCGGAUAUCUCAACCUCUUGGUCUGCAACUCUGGCAUCGGUGGCCCUCAGGUCAAGCAAGUUACAGCCGAGACCAGCCUGGAAGAAUGGGCAAAGGGCAACUUCGACAUUGACUAUGACGCUUACGUGAAUACCUUUGCGGUCAACACAGCCUCAGUGUGGUAUACGACUAUGGCCUUCCUUGGACUCCUCGGCAAGGGAAAUGAACAGAAAAAUGUGGAUCAGACGUCGCAGGUCAUCAUCACGAGCUCAAUUGCCGGAUACAACAAAAAGGCCCCUGGAGGUUGGGCCUAUGGCCAAUCCAAGGCCGCAGCCAUCCUGGCGGCCAAGCAACUUGCGGUGACUCUCCCACAGUGGGGAAUUCGGACAAAUUGCAUCGCUCCUGGAUUGUUCCCGAGCGAGAUGUCCGAGCCAAUCGUAAAGCUCUACUCCGAUGCUUCAGGCCAGCCAGGUGCCGUUCCGAGCGAGAUGGUCCCACUGCAGAGGAUGGGAGACGAGAAGGACAUGGGAGGCACGCUCCUGUACCUUGCAUCUCGCGCUGGGGCAUACACCAACGGCGCCGUUAUAGUGGUCGACGGUGGUCGUCUGGGCAAUUUCCCUGCGGCCAAUUGA
Messenger RNA from Fusarium keratoplasticum, 888 nucleotides. Its product is annotated as NADPH-dependent AMKP reductase. The record is from RefSeq and is a predicted model, not a curated record. The transcript is spliced from 4 exons. NCBI's taxonomy places the organism in Eukaryota, Fungi, Ascomycota, Sordariomycetes, Hypocreales, Nectriaceae. Bases 1 to 888 code for a protein of 295 amino acids.